CACGGAUUAUGUUCCCGAGGACUUUGUCGAUCUCCGCACUCCUUCGGAUUCCAGUUACUAUCAGGUGCCCGAUACACAACCACAGGACGAUGAGGAGUAUCCGCCCAUUAUCAUCGGACAAUCGUGGGCAUACAACCAGAAAGGCGAGAAAGUUGCCAAUUUCGUACGUAAAUGCGUAUACGCAAAUGUAUUGAUCUGUCUAUAG
Molecule: messenger RNA, 205 nt
Organism: Sphaeroforma arctica JP610
Lineage: Eukaryota; Ichthyosporea; Ichthyophonida
Exons: 1
Source: RefSeq, a predicted model, not a curated record